Messenger RNA from Heteronotia binoei (common prickly gecko), 4965 nucleotides. RefSeq names its product coiled-coil domain containing 180 (gene CCDC180). Bases 105 to 4907 code for a protein of 1600 amino acids. The transcript has 38 exons. NCBI's taxonomy places the organism in Eukaryota, Metazoa, Chordata, Lepidosauria, Squamata, Gekkonidae. The record is from RefSeq and is a predicted model, not a curated record.
GCUCAGCCGAAGGCCGCCUGCAGGACUGGCGAGGUGGGGCGCGCAGUUGAUCCAGAAAAAAAAUCUCUCCUCAAUUAAUUGAGAACAAAGGAGACCUGAGCAACAUGACUCAAAUAGGCGUGCCACGUGUUGUGCCCAGCGGGAAAAUCUACCGGCAGAUCUUCGAUGAUGAGAUCAAUCUUGUGCGUACCCUCGGAGAGGCAAGAAGCAAACUAGUGCAGCUCAAGUCACCACAGAAUCCAGGAAAGAUCCCCUUGGUGAGACAUGUGGAAAGUUAUGCUGGCAACGGGUUUUUAUCGGACCGUCAGCAGAUGUGGGUUGAGGGAAUGCCCAACGACGACUUCACCGAAAACCCUGUGCUGUACAAAGAGGCCAUGGCUCUGGCAUUUCAGAAGACUCAAGAAAGUGAGGACAUGGUUGCUGCCCGAGAAGUCCGAGGCCUUGCGGAAGUCAUUAUUCCGGAGAAGAAAAACAGCAACAUCAUUCAACGAAUCUCAAAGGCCAGGCAGCGCCGUCAUGAGGAUGUGGUGGCAACACUAAGACAGGAGCUGGCAAGCAUUGGGAAGGAAAGGGAACUGAGCAUUCUGGAGCCUGGGAAAUUGUUUUUGACCAAGUUAGCUGGGUCUGAUAAAAACAUUGAGUGCCUUCUUAAAAAAAUUGAAAAUGACCUCAACCUUGAGACCUUCACCAUGCAGGAUUUUGAAGAGAUGUGGAAUCUUGUCUCCCAGGAGAUCUUGCAAAGAAAGCAGUGGAUUAGAGAACUGGACGGAGCCUUACAGAAGGCCGAAGUGGCUCGAGCAGAAUUGAUUAAAGACAUGCUGAAAAAUUACACCAAGAUUUUGGAAGAUACUGGCUAUCUCUUAUCAUCUGAUAUCCACAGGUUCAUACACAAGGAAGCCAUGAUGAUAAACCAAGCUCUGUUGGCCAAUCGGAGAGCAGUGGUCAGGCUGUUUGUGAAUCUGAUGGAGGCUGACCUGAAGAAGAACGUCUUCCUCCGGCGCAAACUGGAGGAGAGGAUACAGGCUUGGAAAACCAUGCAGAAAGAGUCUAUAUUGUACAACUUCAGAAAAUUUAUGGAAAACGAAAGAAUACAGAACCCGAGCAUUGUGAAGAAGGAGCUGGAGAACAUGCUACAAGAUCAACUAAUGCUCAGCGAAAAGAGGACGGCACUUUUAUACUCUCUUGGCAAUUUAUUACCUCUGAUGCAUUCCAAGGCUCAGAUAAAUGAGUGGUAUGAAUCUGUUGUGGCAUUAAAUAAACGUAUAGAUACCCACAAUGUGCAAUACAUGAUGAGAAUUCGCAUCCAGUACGAGAAGGUUUGCCAGGAAUGUUUGUCGUAUGUGCAGGAGUGCAAGGAAAAGCUGUUGGAUUUGAGAAUUUGUACUGAAGAAGAGGCUGAAAGAAUGGUCAACCCCAGCUUUUUCCAGCUAGUUGGGAAAGUCCAGAAGAGGUUUGAAAAUGAGGUGGAAGCAAUGGAUAAUGACUUUGAACAGCUGGCUAAACAUACAGAAAUAAAUUGCAGGCACCUUUACCAGUAUUUCCAAGAUGCUCUUGUCCUCUGGGAUGUCCAUCAGCACAACCUCAUUCAACAGGAGAACGACCUUCAUAGCAAAUUGAAUGACUUGCGCAACAAGCAUGAAAAUCUGAACAAGUUACGGGAAGUUAACCUGGAUCUGUCCAUUGACAAACUAAGGAUCCAAAGCUCUGAUGAAAAACUGAAGGCCCAACUGGAAAAGGUUUAUGCUGCCUUGGACUUCAUUCGAGCUGGGUAUGAAGCCUUCCAUCAAGACCUUGAGGCCAAGAUAACGGUUUACCCACAGAACGUUUUGAAAGAACUGAUUUUGUACAGUGCCUGCAUCAGCCGGUAUUUUAAUGUGAAGGAGACCUAUGAAGGGGAGCCAAUAGGGAAGGCCGAGGCUGAAGAUGAAGAGGCAGAAAUGGCUGAGGAGACAGACAAAGCUGAAGAUGCAGCAGAGGCCCUGGAGGGUGUCCUCAACCAUGAAGAUGAAGAGGAAGAGUGGCACAAUGGCAGUUCUGAAGAGCAGGAUGAGCACGAGGCAGCGGAAAAAGCUGAGCGGAUGGAGAAACUGGGAGAAACAGAGAUCCCUUCUCCAGAAAGCGAGGAAAUGGAAACGGGGGCAAGUUUGGGCCCAGCAAGCGACACAGAGAAAUCGGAAGAUGGGACCGAAGUGCGGGAGGCUGGAGGUGUUCCUGAGAUGGCGGAGAUGACGACACCCAAGCCGGUGGAACUCUGUGCUGCACUGAUGGAGCCCUCAGAAGGGAUUCUGGAGUAUUUCACUACUUCAAGUGGAAACACGUACACAGUGCUUGAACGUACAGGGAAAUGGAAGGCCAGGAGAUCUGAGAAAUUCCAUGUUGGGAAGCUGAAAGAAGAUCUGCUUCCUUCGCACCUGGAGCAAGUGUACCUCUCUCGAACCUUCAUGGAAAAUGUGAGAAGAAAAAUCCGACUGCAGUUCUUUGAACAUCUGGAGAAGUGGUUUGCUCAGACUUUGUCUGCUUCAUGGGCCAUUACGGCCUCCAAGAAAGAGGAGCUGAAUUCAGAACUGCUGCUGCGCAUUCACUUGCAUGAGCCAAGGCGGGGACGUAUCGAGAAGGAUGUUUUCCAUGUCAGGAUGGCGGAACUACGACUUCACAAUGACCGUCUGGCACGCCACUGCGCUGGGGUGGUGGAGGCUUUGAACAAAGAGAAAGCUGCCUUUCAGAAGCUCCAAGAAAGCCAGAACACACUCAGCAAAAACUUCCGAAAGAGGAUUCAAGACAUGGAAGACAUCUUCCUGAGAGAGAACAGGGCGGACAAGCUGAUGUCUCUCAGCAACAAUUUGCACACAGAGCUGCUCAACCACAUGGAAGUGAUGCAGGUUUCCCUGCGGAGCUACAGGCAGUACUUGGAAGAGGCACUUGGAAAGCUGCAUGAAGCAAACACGGACUUCCUCAAAGCGUGCAGAUUAUUCUCAGAUGGGGGUAACUUUUCCCCAGAUGAGCUGGAUCACUUUGUCAAAUGCCUGCAGAAGGAAAAUGGGCGUAUCGACUUUGUGGAAGGCUUGAUCAUGAUUGACAUGGAGAAAAUGGAGUCCAGCCACUUAGAGCAGGCUAUGGAGAUUAUCAACAAGUUUGAGAAUAGGUUUCAUUACCUAGCAGUGGAUCGAGUCUUCAUGGAGAAAAUCCAGCGGUUUAUGACAAACAUGCAAGUGAAAAUCAAGUUGGAGGUAGCAAAGUCGAAUUUUCAGUCUCAGACGUUGAAUUCCCACCUGGAAAAGCUCCUUAGCAGGAUCGAUGCCUGUGCUCAUCCCAAUGUGGAUAAAGAAUCCAUCAGUUCCGAAGAGCUUUAUGAGUUUGCCAAGUUUGUGAUGGAGGUACUGAAGGAAAGAAGCAAGUAUCUCAACUGCUUGCUGGGACCGGACUCUGCGUUGCCUCAGCCAGAAGCCGCUACUCAAAGCUCCACAGAGUCCUCGAGCCAGUCAGGCAGUUUCCAGCAGGACAGCAAAGCAAUUGUGAUGGGCGUUGAAUGCACACCAUUGAUGAAUCCAAGCAGAAUGGGGAAGUCCGUUUUUGAUGACACGGCAAUAAGUGUGGUGAAGCAUCUCACUGGAAUCCAGCGCUCCAAAAGAACUGCAGAGCAGCAGCAUGAAAAAGAAGAACGUUUGCAGUUGGGGACAGGAGCUGCCGCAGGAGGAGUGUUUUAUCCGAUUCCAACAUUCUCAGCCCGCGGUGACACCGUUGCAAGCCCUGGCAGUCAGAAUGCCAUGCCUGCGGUAGCAAAGAAAUCUGUUUCCUUCAGCAAGAGGCUCUCAAUGGGCAGCACUAUGUCCAUACAGAAAUACAUUAAACAAACGAAGGGGGACAAGAAAUUCCUGAUCUUCGGGGACAAGCCCAAAGAGUCUGAUUUUGACCACUUUAAAGGGAUUAUCUUCAAUACUGUCUGGGAUAACUUUGAUAUUCUGAUGAAUGUUGCUGAGGAUUUCUAUAGAAAGGACAAGCAUCAAAUCACAAGACCAGAAUACCUGCAGGAAACCUACGACCAGUGUGUUGAUGUGAUGGGACAGAAACUCAUGCUGUAUUUGGAACAGACAGACAAUUACCAUAUUGUCUGCAUUGCUGAGUUCCGGGAUCAGCUGAGGAGGUUUGAGGAACUGCUCCCCGACAUUGCCCAGCUGGUGAUCUGCAAGCUUUUGAAAGACCAUGAGCAAUUCCUCCUGGAUUCCACAGAACGGAUCCGACAAGACUUCCAGGAACAACUGCAAAAAUGGGACCUUCAGAAGGACAAGAACAAGAAUAAACUGCGCCCAACUCUGGGGCACCCGGACAACUUACCCCAGCUGGAAGCCUUGUGCCAAGAGGAGGAAGAAAGGCAGAAGGCGCAAACGGAUGGGAUCCGUCUCUGCACCCAGAAACUGGAGGCCUGCGCUAUUGAGUGUGCCCAGAGAUUUGUCUCCACGUUGGCUGCCUGGACAGAAAAGAUCCUUGUGGAGUUGGACGACAGCCUCACCAUAGACGAUGUGCAGAUGGGAAAAACAGAGACUCCGAAGGAGAAGACAAGCACUCUGCUCCGCCGUAAGAAAGCUGGCCUUUCCUUAGCAGUGGAAGAAUGUCAGCUGGCGGUUGAACGGGGAAGCAGGUCCUGGCUUGGAAUCCCAAGAACUACACUAGCCAGCCUCCCAGAUCAAAUCCUGUGCCAAGAAACUGCUACCAUAACAACAGCCAAGACAACCCUGGGUCAUGUGGCUGCAGUGGAAGAGAGGGAUGCUGUGUACAUGAAAUUCAAGCAAAUGCUUGAAGCAGAGUUAACCAGAACCAAGGAAGAAAACAUAGCCCACCUGAAUAAGGCCCAACACUGGGCGGACUGGUGGAAGAAAUCGAUGCAGAAAAUUAAGCAACUGUACUUUUGAAUCCAUCAUUCGGCUAUUACUUGUUUCUUUUUCUUGCCUUUGUCAGCAAUGUAACGCU